Messenger RNA from Scomber scombrus (Atlantic mackerel), 2516 nucleotides. RefSeq names its product RAB4a, member RAS oncogene family (gene rab4a). The transcript is spliced from 8 exons. Gene Ontology annotation, biological process: regulation of endocytosis; Rab protein signal transduction. The record is from RefSeq and is a predicted model, not a curated record. Gene Ontology annotation, cellular component: endosome. NCBI's taxonomy places the organism in Eukaryota, Metazoa, Chordata, Actinopteri, Scombriformes, Scombridae. The coding region runs from base 124 to 765 and encodes 213 amino acids. Gene Ontology annotation, molecular function: GTPase activity; GTP binding.
AAUCCAUCUGGAGUCUGCGGAAAUCAUCAACGGGACAAUUUUCCUUUCCUUAGCUAGCUAUCCAUCUGUCAGCCCUCUGUUUCUCCCUUCAGUUCCCAUUGCUGUCAAGACGCCACACUGGCGAUGUCGGAGUCUUACGAUUUCCUGUUCAAAUUCCUGGUGAUUGGGAAUGCUGGAACCGGCAAAUCCUGCUUGCUGCACCAGUUCAUUGAGAAGAGAUUCAAGGAUGAAUCCAACCACACGAUUGGAGUGGAGUUUGGCUCUAAGAUCAUCAGUGUGGUCAACAAAAUGGUCAAACUGCAGAUUUGGGAUACUGCAGGACAAGAACGCUUCAGGUCUGUGACCAGAAGUUACUACAGAGGAGCAGCAGGAGCGCUGCUGGUCUAUGACAUCACCAGUCGAGAGACGUAUAAUGCUCUGACGACAUGGCUGAGCGAUGCCAGAAUGCUGGCCAGUCAGAACAUCGUCAUCAUCCUGUGUGGAAACAAGAAGGACCUGGACGCUGACAGAGAGGUCACGUUUCUGGAGGCGUCACGUUUUGCCCAGGAAAACGAGUUGAUGUUCCUGGAGACCAGCGCUCUAACAGGGGAGAAUGUUGAGGAGGCCUUCGUCCAGUGUGCUCGGAAAAUCCUCAACAAGAUAGAGUCAGGAGAGCUGGAUCCAGAGAGGAUGGGGUCAGGUAUCCAGUAUGGCGAUGCUGCACUUCGACAGCUUCGUUCUCCUCGUCGCACUCAGCCACAGGGCACCCAGGAGUGUGGCUGCUAGUGGGCGCAACCAGUGACAUACACAGACGAGUGUUUUUCAGACAGGUUUGUGAAGACCAGGAGAAGAAGAGCCAUGUGAGACCUAAACAAUGUUGGGUUCAGGUUGCUAUGCUGGUGGUGACUCCUCUCUGACCUUCUCACGGAACCUUCAGAACCUUCGUUGUCAUGGCUGCACCCGCAGAGAGCCCCACCUCCCAAACAUCCACUCUCCAAUAACCCACUCCGCUGUUGGACAAAACCCAAGCUAUCCCCGAAUCAGGAUGAGAAUGACUGACAUUUGUGUAACUUACCUCUGUCUUACUUGUUUUCCUAUCAUCUACACUACAUAACUAUUUGUAACCCUUUCUUUAUUCUACCCACGCUCCAUCCCCCUGCUCUUAUUUCCUAUUAAUCCUCUAUACCACCUACUUAACUGCUUGCUUCUCUGUAUGAAACACACACGUAACAGACACACACUCCCUUCAUGCCUUUUUAACUCCUUGCUUACACAUUUUCUCCCUGGCAAAUUACAUUAAUCACCACAUCCCCACACUGUGCCUGGACCUGCUGAGCCUACGCACAAACCUCCCCUCCUCCCCCCUAUCCCUUCCUCUCUUGCAUUGUUUUACAUCCCAUCUUUCUCUUUCUUACCUUUCUUCACAUCUAUUUGCCUGUCUCUUUAUGCAGCGCUCUCUCUCUUUCUAAAUUUCUGCCCUAUCCCUUCUACAGCAUCUGUACUGUACUGUACAGUGUUUCUGUAUAUACAGACUGACGCAUGUUUUCUCCAACAGAAUAUCAGAGUAUUUCAUUUAUGAAGAGAUAUUAUAUGUAUAUUGAAGUAGAUAUCAUAAUCAGCAUCUGUUUCAUUGUUCACUGUAUUAUCAUUGUUAUUAUUAUCAUGUUAAGCUUCAAUACACUGGCAACUUGUUAGCAGUAUACAUGAGCAGUACUGUUUGCAGCAAUUUGUAUAUUUGUAAAUGGGACAAGUUGAUGUGGAUGACAUCACAGACUAACUUGUUUAAGUGAAAAAAUGCUGUUUAUCAAUGUUCGUGCUCAUACAUUAAAUAACAGACGCAGAGGGGCAGAAAUACUAAGCAGACUUUUAGUUCAGUUCAAUCAUCUGGAGAGAAAAUUUUAUCUGUCAUAUCUUAAUUUACACUUGUUCACCCAGCAUUCACCUUUCAGAUAAAUGAUCUAUCUGAUUGUGUAAUAUCCCUUCUUUAAAUGUUGUUUACAUGAAUAACUGACUGCUGUGGUAAAAACCAAUCAAAUGCGUUUCAAGUUUUAGCAACGAUGUGAACCUGUCUGACGUGUGCUUGGUUAAUUUUGUCUCUAAAGAUACUGUUUGUCUCCCAAAAUCUAACGGCUAAACACAUGAAAACACUUCAAUUUGGGGAUUAGUAUUUUUUACAUGUAAGAUUUAGAUUUAAUGAGAAAAGGCAGGUGUUUUAAAAGUUUCUUUACCUUGUUGUGACUGGUAUAAUGGUUGACAUAGUUGUAUUCAAGCAUGAGGACGCCAUUCUUGUGUUUUUAUUUACAUUUUUUGACAUUGUAGAAAUUAGAAAUGAAUAAAACAAACUUUUUAAUCAAGCACACCUCAAACAAUUGGUCUGAUAGUGGCUUUGGCUGCUCUACAUCAGGUUGCUUAUUGUCUCGUGUUUAUGUCAUCAAGUCCUUAGUUUAUAUUUAUGUAUGUCGGUUUUUCUCUUAUUAUGAAUAUCAUGGAUUUUUAAUUUAUUGUGUAUGAUAAAAGGAUAUGUUUUUAAAAUAAAA